Tetrapisispora phaffii CBS 4417 is the source of this 1737-nucleotide messenger RNA. RefSeq lists its product as uncharacterized. Gene Ontology annotation, cellular component: membrane. NCBI's taxonomy places the organism in Eukaryota, Fungi, Ascomycota, Saccharomycetes, Saccharomycetales, Saccharomycetaceae. The coding region runs from base 1 to 1737 and encodes 578 amino acids. The record is from RefSeq and is a predicted model, not a curated record. Gene Ontology annotation, biological process: phosphate ion transport; transmembrane transport. Gene Ontology annotation, molecular function: phosphate transmembrane transporter activity. The transcript has a single exon.
AUGUCCCAAGCACAACAACAAAACCUUACAGAAGGUGGUAAUACCGCUUUCCACAACUUCGUUAACGAUUUUGCACACAUCGAUGAUCCCUUAGAGAGAAGAAGACUCGCUUUACAAAAAAUUGACGAGGCCGCUUUCGGCUGGUACCACAUCAAGGCCAUUCUAGUUGCGGGCGUCGGCUUCCUUACUGACGCCUAUGACAUUUUUGCUAUCAACUUGGGUGUCUCAAUGAUGUCUUACGUCUACUGGCAAGGCCACAUGCCUUCGUCCACCACUACUUUAUUGAAGGUCUCUACGUCUGUCGGUACAGUCUUUGGUCAAGUUGGCUUCGGUACUUUAGCCGACGUCGUUGGUCGUAAGAAAAUUUACGGUUUAGAAUUAAUUGUCGUCAUUGUCACCACUAUCUUACAAUGUACUGCCGGCCAAUCUCCAGCUGUAAACUUCGUCGCUAUUCUAACAACCUACAGAAUCGUCAUGGGUAUCGGUAUCGGUGGUGACUAUCCAUUGUCUUCGAUCAUCACUUCCGAGUUCUCGACUACAAAAUGGAGAGGUGCCAUUAUGGGUGCCGUCUUUGCCAACCAGGCAUGGGGUCAAAUCCUUGGUGGUAUCAUUGCAAUCAUCUUGGUCGCCGCUUACAAAGGUGACUUAGAAGGUGCCAAUACUGGUUUGGAAUGUGGUUUGGAAUGUCAAAGAGCCUGUGACCAAAUGUGGAGAAUCUUGAUUGGUUUUGGUGCUCUGCCAGGUUUGAUCGCAUUGUACUUCAGACUAACCAUCCCGGAAUCCCCAAGAUACCAUUUGGACGUUAACUUGGAGUUGAACCAAACUUUAACUGCUGGCAGUGUUGAUUCAAUCCCAACCGACGACGAAAAGAAACCACAAUUCAACACUACUGUCCAUUCCAUCGGCCCAGAACAAACUACAAGAGAUAUAGAAAAUCUAGAAGGUAAAAAACCAAAGGUCUCAUUCAGGGACUUCUGUCAUCACUUUGGUCAAUGGAAAUACGGUAAGAUUUUACUAGGUACCGCCGGUACUUGGUUCAUGUUAGAUGUCGCUUUCUAUGGUUUAGCUUUAAAUUCAGCUGUCAUUUUACAGACUAUCGGUUAUGCCUCCUCAAACAAUGUUUACCAAAAGCUAUACAACUCUGCUGCUGGUAAUUUGAUUUUAAUCUGUGCCGGUUCCUUACCAGGUUAUUGGUGUUCUGUCUUCACCAUUGAUAUAAUCGGUAGAAAACCAAUCCAGAUCAUGGGAUUUGUAUUAUUAACUGCUUUAUUCUGUAUCAUUGGUUUUGCGUACGAUAAAUUAUCAGACAGUGGUCUAUUAGCAUUAUAUGUUUUAUGCCAAUUCUUCUGUAACUUCGGUCCAAAUGUUACCACUUUCAUUAUUCCAGGUGAAAUUUUCCCAACGAGAUACAGAUCUACUGCCCACGGUAUUUCCGCUGCCAGUGGUAAAAUCGGUGCCAUUAUUGCUCAGACUGCUUUAGGUACUUUAAUCAGUCACAACUGUGCCAGAGAUGGUAAACCAGAAAAUUGUUGGUUGAAACAUGUUAUGCAAAUCUUUGCUUUGUUCAUGCUUGUCGGUACUUUGCUAUCUUUCUUAGUCCCAGAAACUAAGAGAAUGACUUUGGAGGAAAUCGCUGAGAAAUAUCAUGAUGAAGUUGAUCCAUCUAAAAUGAGAAGAGUCGAAAGUUCUGAAAAUGAAUCUGUCGACGAACAGCGUAUUCAUUCUGAAAGCGUUUAA